Messenger RNA from Neoarius graeffei (lesser salmon catfish), 4733 nucleotides. It is a transcript of the gene cramp1, whose product is annotated as cramped chromatin regulator homolog 1. Gene Ontology annotation, cellular component: nucleus. Gene Ontology annotation, molecular function: chromatin binding. Lineage: Eukaryota; Metazoa; Chordata; Actinopteri; Siluriformes; Ariidae. The transcript is spliced from 20 exons. The coding region runs from base 309 to 3743 and encodes 1144 amino acids. Gene Ontology annotation, biological process: pattern specification process. The record is from RefSeq and is a predicted model, not a curated record.
AAUAUGUUUUUAAAUAAUAAAAAAAAAAAUCAUAAAAAAUGUCGAGGUCUGACUUGAUUUGCCAGUUUGAAAUGAUGAUUCCGUGUCUGUAGUGUAGAUUACUGUUUGUUAUGGCUGUAUUUCGGAGUUUGUGCCUGGGACGUGCUGUUAGUGCGAGACGAACCGUUUGAGCUGAAGCGGAAUUGAGGCUCGAGCCGAGGCAGCAGAGAGGAGACAGAGAGGACGAGUCCAGACACACACGACCUCCUUUCUCGCUUUGAGAAUAUGUUCAAAUUGCCUGAAAAUUGGUCUCUAACAUCUUCGGACUCAUGGUGAAGAGAAAGAAGAGCUCAUCCGGUGCUGAAGAGCUGGAAAAUGGGAUGACAGUGGGCCAGCAGGCCGGCUCAGGAGUCGAGGGCUCGAACAAACCCAUCGGAAAGCUGGAAGGCUGUGAGGAAGAGCAGAGCGCGGAGCGGACACCGAGCGAGCAGCCGAGCACAAAGAGGGACGCUGAAGAAGCGCCGAGUCCGUGCGCCCUGCUCGCCUCGAGUUCAUCACCGAACCCGUCCGGAACGCAGCCGAACCCCGCUGGCCUGGGCUCCCCUCCGGCUGCUCACGACCAGCAUCACUUCCUCCGCUCCAGCGUGCGACCUCCGAGCAAACGGAUCCGCAAAGACGGGCCCGCAGUGAACGGACACACCGGCACGAAAAGCAAAGGGAGUGAUGCGGUUCCUGCUGUGUCCGCAUCAGGCCAUGCAGGCUCAGGAGGCGGCGCUGCAGCCGGAGGGAGCUCUCGCUCUGCCCCCAGGAGCCAGGGCCCAGUGGAGAAAGAUGAAGGAGGGAAUCAAAAACGUGCACGCAGACAGUGGGAGUCUUGGAGUACUGAGGAUAAGAACUCAUUCUUUGAAGGACUUUAUGAGCACGGGAAGGACUUUGAGGCCAUACAGAAUAACAUUGCUCUGAAGUACAAGAAAAAAGGCAAACCUGCUAGUAUGGUGAAGAACAAGGAGCAGGUUCGCCACUUCUACUACAGAACCUGGCACAAGAUCUCCAAACACAUUGACUUCAAUAACGCGUAUUCUCGUGUGCUGAAGAAAUCCUCACAGGAGCUCUAUGGACUCAUAUGUUAUGCUGAGCUCAGGAAGAAGGUUGGAGGCUUGAUGGAUGACAAGAACGUGGCCAAACUGAAUGAGCUCAUCAUGCAAGGGGCCACCACGGUUCGCUCAAAAGGCAGGAACCUGAGGAUCAAAGCCCCCAUGUGUCGUGCAUUGAAGAAACUCUGCGACCCAGAUGGAGUGAGUGAUGAGGAGGACCAAAAGCCAGUUCGGUUGCCACUGAAGGUUGCUGUCGAGCUGCAGCCACGUAGUAACCACUCAUGGGCUCGGGUUCAGAGUCUGGCCCAUAAUCCUCGCCUCAGGAUGGUCGUGGAGUUGCACAGGAAAGUGUCGAGUCUUAUCGAGUUCCUGAAGCAAAAAUGGGCCGUCCAGGACCAGCGAAUUCUUAAGAGUCUAGCAGAACGGGAGGCUCUAGAAGGUGUAGCCCUGCCUGGUGAGUCGGAAGAUCUGUUCCUGUAUCCAGCAGAAAGUAGCACAGUUACCGUGUUACCUGGAGUAGCACGUGUCGUUCACUCUAAGGCCUCCUGCACUGUUCACUGGCAGGAGACUGGGCGUGGUCGGCCAGGUGUAAGAGACCUGCCAGCAGCCCAGAUCCUAGGGAUUCAACCUGUCCGAGGGACAGGAAAACCAGGCAAAGGUUCCUCUGGGGGUGGAGACGUAAAAAGAGCCGACGGACAAAUACUUGACAGUUCAGAAAGCAGCAACUGUCCUUCCGGGGCAGAGAGCACUUUAAACUUGGCCCAUAACACUACCACUCCUUCCAUCACUCCAACUUCUACAAGUCUGCCGUCUUUCCCAGGACAGGAAGGUAGUGGGACUGGGACUGCUGAUCCUUUGGGCACAUCUUCAUCCCAGACGUGUUCUAAUGGUGCAAAUAAAGACACCGUCAGUCCAGGAGAGCCCAUCCUGACAGACCACAGCACAGAGACUCCUCCAGCAGGCGGGGCCACAGCAGAUGGAGCAGCAGCCCCUCCUCCUCCUCCUCCUGAGCCCCCGGGCCGUGUGGAGGAUACAGCCGUGACUGGUCGCUCACCGCAGCAGAUCCGUGAGGAGGGCUGGAGCUCACAGGGCUCAGAAAACGUCACUCUAGCCGAACUCUACCUCAUGAUGGGCAAGCCUGGAAAGCUGCAGCUAGAGUAUGAGUGGCAGCCCAAGCCCUGCUCUUCAGCCCUGCCCACCACUCACAGCGUGCUUCGGUGCCUCUUAAGACUCGUCUCCUCGGAGGUCAACCCCAAACCUGCUUCAGACGUGUGUUCAGUAGGGACCUCUCCUAUCAAGCCAGGUCAGGACGAACAGUCUCUGACACCUCCAGGCAAAACUCAGGCUGUGGGAACGCGCAGCCCCAACUGUGGGCGGCAGCAACACACAACACGCGCCAAAACACUGCCUAAUACAGCUGGCACAGGCAGCCGGACUCUACCACGUUCUCUGUUGGUUUCUGGCAGCGAUGGUGACGGGGGGGUGUUUGCCGUUCCAACGACGUUACCACCUAACAGCUCCCGCCACUUACGGAUGUUUUCUCCCAAUAAGGAGGCGGAGUUGGCUUUCCGUCAGCAGCUGGACUCGAUCAGUUCAGAUAUUUUCCUCAACAAGCCGAGGAAGAUAGGAAGGGGCCGUCCACUGAGGAAGCCACUUGUUGUACAGAGAACAUUGUUGCCUCGAACAACAGGAGACGCCUCCCAACAUGUGUGCUCUUUCUCAAUUCUCUCCAGCUCUUCAGCUACUGGUACCGGUUCUUUUCGGCCAAUCCAAAGCCGGCUGUCAUCGUCCCGACCUCUUGCACUGAAAGCCACUUCCACUACAAUAAAUACUGCUUCUUCGAAUCAACUGUCCAGUGCAAUUGACCUGGCAGCAAAGUCUGCCGGCAUUAUCCCGGGAAGCCCGUGUCAAGAAGUGGAGGACACUGCUCUGGAGACUCCGGCUCAAGAGUCGAGCCUUUUGCCACCUGAGGCUGCCACGCCACCGGCACCUUCUGACCCCCAGCCAGAACCUGAGCCCGAGCCCAAUCGUGAACUGCUACAGCAAGAGACAGAGGGUUCUUUGCAGAACGGGGUCUCACCACCAUCUCCAGAUGGUGGGGAGCCCCUAUUGGCACCUCCAAGCGUUGCUUCCUUGUUGGACAUCUCACUCCCUGGCCCUCCAGAUGAAUCCCUUCCUCCUGGAGAACCUCACACUCACAUCAGCGACUCCAUUAUUGAGCUUGCUAUCAGUUCCGCACACUAUGGUGAAGGAUCCUCUCUUUCUCCUCCCAAGCUCAACGGGAGUGACCGGUCUAAGCUUCUCCCCACCCUCCCAGACAGUCCCAGCCACAGCUGGAUGCCGUCUCCUAUGCACGAUCCCCAGUGGUACCCCAGUGACUCUAGCGACUCCACUCUGGGCUGCCUGCUCUCAAGUCUGGUGUCGCCAGAUAAAACCCGAAGGACCGUCCUCCCUCCUGCAGGGCCCUCCAGUGGUACAGCCUUACUUGGCCCCAGCUUGCUUGACAGUAACUCCCAUGAUUCUUUUCAGGCCCGUGGGCUGCAUGAUGUCGUUGAGGUGGAUAAUCAGUUGGUCUGCAUGAUGAGCGAGAACAGCGUCGACUACAUCGCCCGUUUCAACGACCUCGCCCAAGAGCUGUCCGUGUCGGAGACGAGCCUCCCUCCCCCAUAAGGUCAGAGCGAAGAGGAAGAGCUUCUCACAGGGGAACUCCAGUCCAUCAGGCAGAAGGAGAGAAUGUGUUUUACGCAAUUCACCUUGUUGGAAGUGCAAUAAAGACUGCCAUGGUCUUGAUCAUCAGGAUCCAAGCGUGUGUGGGUGCCUGCCCAUCAUUUUGUGGCAUGCGUUUCAUGAGCCACACUUGGGCCACUUUUUAAACAAAUUUGUUUACAAAGCAACCUCAUGUAUAGAAAUUUGCCAUAUCAGAACAAACGUUUCCUCGUGUAGUUCUGUUCACUUCCUUUUGUCCGUUCUACUCUGUUCUGCGUAUGCGAGUGUGAGCCAAGGCUGCUGUUCAGCUGUUUUGUCUUAGUGACAUUUGUUUCUUCAUAGAUCUAUACAGUAGUAUCAGUCAUUGAUCAUCCUCCUGAAAAAGCCAUAAGAGUGUAUACGUAAUACACAACAUGCAUGUACAGUCCGUCUUCAUAAUCUGUGGCUUCGUAAUCUGAUUGGCUGUGCUAAAUUUAACCGAAAACACUGUUGGAAGGUUUUUUAAUAAACGAGAAAGACUGGAACUAAUUGGAAAAUCCUCUAACACUAACAAAAAAAUGCUAAGUAAAAUACAUCUUGGCUGUAUUUAAGUAGAAAAUGUACAUUACGUCGAGUCCCUAAAUUAAACAAUAAAUAAAUUGAUCGCCCUACAGUUUGUUCAACACUAUGUUUUUAUUGUAUGCAGUUUUAUUGAAGCCAGUGAUUGAUUAGAUGGUUGUGAGCCUUCUGUCUGUGAUGGAAUGAUGAAUGUCUUUGAUUGUAAAUAGACCAUAACAGAUUGAAGCAUUGACUGUGCUUUUAUAACAUACUGUAAAUUAUUUGGAUUAUUUAUUAAUUUACAUGUUACAACUGUUUUUUUUUUUUAUUUUAGAAAGCAUCAAAGUGCUUUUUCAAUUGUUUUAAAGAUUUCUGCGUUUGUAUAAAAAGGAUUUUUAUGCCACCAUGUAAAUAUAA